AUGGCGGACGCUGCUCGUGGAAUCCUCCAGUCGUUCAGACAAACCAAGAAUUUGUACUUGAACCCUCAUGAACACUUUGGUAAUUUUGUUUUUUCGUUACUAUAUCUUUUGCAGGCCGUCAGAACAUUUGCCGCGCCGCCCUUCUGACCUAUGUCGGUAUCUUCUUCGCCUUCAAGUGGAACAGCAACCGUAAGGCCCGCAAACUUGAAGCCGAGAAACACCGUGAGAAGCAGAAUGUUCUCAAUGACGCCUUGGCCCGCGCCGGUCUCUCCUAG
Molecule: messenger RNA, 275 nt
Organism: Bursaphelenchus xylophilus (pine wood nematode)
Lineage: Eukaryota; Metazoa; Nematoda; Chromadorea; Rhabditida; Aphelenchoididae
Source: the annotation of a GenBank genome assembly